Messenger RNA from Malus domestica (apple), 417 nucleotides. The record is from RefSeq and is a predicted model, not a curated record. NCBI's taxonomy places the organism in Eukaryota, Viridiplantae, Streptophyta, Magnoliopsida, Rosales, Rosaceae.
AUGUCCGUUAUCCUUUGUAAUAAGAACAUACUGAAGCCCUCAUUUGGUGUCUGGCAUGGCAAACCAACAACAGCUCGAGGUUUUUCCCGACACGUAGCUCAAGCACAAGUGCGCCCUACAUGGCUCCCUGGGCUUAACCCACCAGCCUACCUUGACCGAAGCUUGGCCGGGGAUUUCGGGUUUGACCCACUCGGGCUCGGGGAGGACGGAAAUCUUUUGGGUUGUAUGUGCAGGCAGAGCUGGUUCAUGCUCGCCUUGCAAUGCUUGGAGUUGCAGGAAUUCUUCUUACAGAUAUAUCCCAGAGGUCUGUUGCUAAAUCCUCUUGGUCUGGCAAAAGAGAUCAAGAAUGCUCAUGAGUGGAAGCUAAAGAGAUUAAGAACGGUACAAAUUGUUCAGACUCUUGCAAAUUCUGCUUAA